CCCGGAGCCGCAGAGCGCCGUAGACCCCACCAGCGCCAGGGUCCCCGGCCACCCCCUCCCAGCGUGUCUGAGAGGAGAAGAGGGUGGAGCGGCCUGCCUCCCGCAGCCAAUAAAAGCAGCAGGUUCCUGGUCCGAUCCCCGGCGCGGCUCGCCAUUGGUCACCACCCGGGUCUCGGCCCACCGAACCUUUGCGACCCGAGCCAAUCGCGAGGCGGCGAGGUGUCCUGGGGCUCGCGGGGAGCGGGCCGCGGGCAGCAGCGAGCGCAGGCCGGCGAAGAGCGGGUGGCGGUGACCAGCGGCGCGAGCCGGCAUCCCCUCCCCCGCGCGGUGAACCGCCGGCUCCACCAUGGAGCCCGCCGUGUCGCUGGCAGUGUGCGCUCUGCUCUUCCUGCUCUGGGUCCGCGUGAAGGGGCUGGAGUUCGUGCUCAUCCACCAGCGCUGGGUGUUCGUGUGCCUCUUCCUCCUGCCGCUCUCGCUCAUCUUCGACAUCUACUACUAUGUGCGCGCCUGGGUGGUGUUCAAGCUCAGCAGCGCGCCGCGGCUGCACGAGCAGCGCGUGCGGGACAUCCAGAAGCAGGUGCGGGAAUGGAAGGAGCAGGGCAGCAAGACCUUCAUGUGUACAGGGCGCCCUGGCUGGCUCACCGUCUCACUGCGGGUUGGGAAGUACAAGAAGACACACAAAAACAUCAUGAUCAACCUGAUGGACAUUCUGGAGGUGGACACCAAGAAACAGAUUGUCCGCGUGGAGCCCUUGGUGACCAUGGGUCAGGUGACUGCCCUGCUGACCUCCAUUGGCUGGACUCUGCCUGUGCUGCCCGAGUUGGAUGACCUCACAGUGGGGGGAUUGAUCAUGGGCACAGGCAUCGAGUCUUCAUCCCACAAGUAUGGCCUGUUCCAGCACAUCUGCACUGCCUACGAGCUGGUCCUGGCCGAUGGCAGCUUUGUGCGAUGCACACCGUCGGAAAACUCGGACCUGUUCUACGCUGUGCCCUGGUCCUGCGGGACCCUGGGCUUCCUGGUGGCCGCCGAAAUCCGCAUCAUCCCCGCCAAGAAGUACGUCAAGCUGCGGUUUGAGCCGGUGUGCGGCCUGGAGGCCAUCUGUGACAGGUUCACCCGUGAGUCCCAGCGGCAGGAGAACCACUUCGUGGAAGGGCUGCUCUACUCCCUGGAGGAAGCUGUAAUCAUGACGGGUGUCAUGACAGAUGAGGCCGAGCCUGGCAAGCUGAAUAGCAUUGGCAACUACUACAAGCCCUGGUUCUUCAAGCACGUGGAGAACUACCUGAAGACAAAGCGCGAGGGCCUGGAGUACAUCCCCUUGAGACACUACUACCACCGCCACACGCGCAGCAUCUUCUGGGAGCUCCAGGACAUCAUCCCCUUUGGCAACAACCCCGUCUUCCGCUACCUCUUUGGUUGGAUGGUGCCUCCCAAGAUCUCCCUCCUGAAGCUGACCCAGGGCGAGACGCUGCGCAAGCUGUACGAGCAGCACCACGUGGUGCAGGACAUGCUGGUGCCCAUGAAAUGCCUGCCGCAGGCCCUGCACACCUUCCACAGCGACAUCCACGUCUACCCCAUCUGGCUGUGCCCAUUCAUCCUGCCCAGCCAGCCGGGCCUGGUGCACCCCAAGGGAAACGAGGCCGAGCUCUACGUCGACAUUGGUGCCUACGGGGAGCCGCGCGUGAAGCACUUUGAAGCCCGGUCCUGCAUGAGGCAGUUGGAGAAGUUCGUCCGAAGUGUGCACGGUUUACUGACCGUCAAAAAAGAGAGAGAAAGCAGCCUGGUUCCAGAUGCUGUAUGCCGACUGCUACAUGGACCGGGAGGAGUUCUGGGAGAUGUUUGACGGCUCCCUGUACCAUAGGCUGCGGAAACAGCUCGGCUGCCAGGACGCCUUCCCGGAGGUCUAUGACAAGAUCUGCAAGGCUGCCAGGCACUGAGCCGGAGCCCACCCGGAAGGAGGCGGACGCGAGGGCGGACCCUGUCCCCAGGGCCAGAAGGCAUCUAUCUUCCCUCCACUCAAGCUUGGCUGCUCUGCCAGAUCCACACUUUCAGAAAGAAACCCCCCCAGAACCCCACCCAGGCGGCCCCGACAGCUGCUCCCAGCCUCCAGGGGCAGCCAAGCAGAGUGGGCAGGACAUGAGAUUUGGAGUCAGACAGACCCGGGUCUAGUUCCCAGUUCUGCCACUCAUUAGCUGUGUGACUCUGAGUGAGUCACUCAGCCACUCUGAGCCCUGUUCCUCACCUGUUGAAAGGGGGUAAUGCCGUCUUCCUGCUACUGUCAUCUGAGUCAAGCGCCUGUCGCAGCAGAGGUGCCGGAGAAGCGGCAGCUGCUGUUAGCACGGCUUCCCACUCAGCGUCACGUCGGACUAAGUGCUUUGGAUUCAGUGGUUGAGUCCGGGAAGGCUCCAUGUUAGGUCACCUGGGCUCGGGUUUGGCUGAAGGGGGUGCCCUCGAGUUGCGCUGCCAUCACUUAUCAGCUGCAAGACCUCCUCGCGGAGGGAAGGAAGGAAGGUUCCUCUCCAUCCCUGGGGUCUUGGGAGGGCAACAGAUGGGGCGGGCGGACGGGCGGGCCCAAGAUGUGCUGUGCCAAAGCCAGGUCUGAUUCCAAAGUUCUCCCUGCUGUGCUCGGUGGCGCCUUGCCCCUUCCUCCUUCACGCUCAGGCUUGCAGGCCCACUGCAGCCGUUGCCCAGGUCCACUCAGAGGGGACUGUGUCCUUGGAGAAGACACUUCAGGGUUGAAUCCUGGCCAGGCCCAGGCCUGGGACACCUGCCCAGGCUGGGUGAGUGGUCUCUGCUCUGAAUUGAAUCCAGAGGACCUGGGCUCAUUCUUGCCUCUCCACCCUCCAUGGCUCUUGUUCCCAGAACCCGCUUUGCCAUGGUGGGGCUGUGUCCUCUGCUCUGCAGUAGGGGUGGGAGUUGGGGGGGGGGGUGGGACCACGCCAAGCAGGAAAAUGGAGCCCGCCGUCACUCGGCUUCGUGGGGUUCCUCACUGCGGGGCUGAAAGAAAACAGCAUCAACUUGAUUUCUCCAACCACUCAUCUCCCCCUUUUUUUCUUUCUCCCCCGGCCCCCAAAUGUAGUUAAUUUUAGUGCCUUACAAAUCCUAAGCUCAGAGAAAAGUUAGCUCCAUUUCCGUUCCAGAGGGAAGGAAACCUUCCCAGGUCCCUGCCCGCCUAGUAGAGCUUGGUUGUUUGUGCAGCUCUGUCUUAAGAACUGCCCAGCCUCAGCUGAAAACCCAGAAUCUGAGAGGGAAUUGUGUAAGGGAAGCUGGAAUUAAGUGAACUGUGCCAGGCAGUGACAUUUUGGGAGAGAGAGAGAGAGAGAGAGAGACCACUGCACCAGGAGCCAGGAGGCCUGGGUUUUAGUCCUUGCUGUGUUCCUCACGAGCUCUGCACCCGUGGGCAAGUCAUUUGUCCCUCUGAGCUGUAGUUUCCUCAUCUGUCACAUCAGCGCACACAAGACCACCUGAGGCCCUUCUGCUGUAGAAUUGCAGAGCUGUCUUAAACACCACGACUGCAAACCCCAUGAAAAGCCUCUUGUGUGGAUAGUCAGAGGAAAAACAAAUGAUCUAAGUGGACGCUUGGGGGUUGUCUCCCAUUUAAGGUCCUUCCUUCAGCCCAAGGCUAGCUCUCGUCUUUUCAGAAAGGCGCAGCCAUGGCCUGCACGGAAGUGUCAGUCUUGUCACCACAGGUUGCCAGGAUCCUCCCAGAGCCGUGCUUUGGCUGCCGAGGCUCGCUCCUCCUGCCUGGGCUUGGCACGCUGUAGCGUCUCGGCGUGGUCCUGGGAGUUCUGGGUGCAUUCAGGACACUCAGAUGGCAGAGGAACCACUCUUCCCCAUUUGGCCUCUGGAGGGGGCGUAAGAAAAAAAUAAGAAACCUCAUUUUCUCGCUUGUAUGCAAAGCACGUGAAUACUGGCAUUAGCUCUCCUAGUGGGCCCGUGGGCCUCCCGCUCGGCGCUAAACUGAUGAUCCUACUUACUGUAGAGGAAUGGUGAGCCCGAGCUAGGUUAGCCCCACAGAUAAGGUCCCAUCCUUUCACCAGUGGGGCCUCCGUCCCUGGGCCCCUGGGAGUGUGGCCAGAGAUGCCAGCAGCUUCUGUUAUCCUCAGUCCUACAAGGCAAAAAUCCUGCCCUUCGCAGACCUCACUCGGAACCCGGGGCUCAGAAGGGAGGGAGGGUCUGGGGAUCACACCAGCCUCAGGUUAGUGUUUCGCUUCAGUGAUAUCUUGCCUAGAAAGGGGCAGUCUUCCAAGCAUGUUGAGCUGAGUGACCAGCUCUUUCUUGUAGCCAGUCUCGUCACUACCCAUCCAGAUGGUGGUUUCAGGUGGAAUUAAACUUGGCACAUGGCGGGAGUGGGGCAGCGUGUGUGGAAAGUAUAAGAAGAGGCCUCUCCCUUCCGGAACGCUGAGUUUCUCUGCAUGAAGGUUUUCUGUAAAAUCCGGAUUCUAGCCAGUUUCUUUGGCUGGAAGGAUGCAUAAUCUAAUUAGCUGUUACUGAGAGGGAAGGGGUGGGGAUGGGGGUGGCAGUGAAUGCUGUGUGAUUUUUAGUUUUUUCCUUAAUCGUGGGGACCACGGAAAAAGGCCUGGGUCCCCCCCACCCCCCAGCAGGCUCUGCAGCUGCAGGCGCUGUGCCUACUGUCUGAACACUUCAUGUCCCUAUGGCUGUGUGGCCCCCGCUUCUGUAAGAAUAAAAGUGUGAUCUGGAAA
Messenger RNA from Lagenorhynchus albirostris (white-beaked dolphin), 4700 nucleotides. RefSeq names its product 24-dehydrocholesterol reductase (gene DHCR24). The record is from RefSeq and is a predicted model, not a curated record. The transcript is spliced from 10 exons. The coding region runs from base 347 to 1840 and encodes 497 amino acids. Gene Ontology annotation, molecular function: FAD binding; Delta24(24-1) sterol reductase activity. Lineage: Eukaryota; Metazoa; Chordata; Mammalia; Artiodactyla; Delphinidae. Gene Ontology annotation, cellular component: cytoplasm; membrane. Gene Ontology annotation, biological process: steroid metabolic process.